AUGGCUCUGAGUGACCUCCUCUACCCAGAUAACCCGAAGAGACGUCAAGAAGUGAUCCGUCUGCACCAGGAGCUGCUGGACUGCAUGUUGGUUAAUUUCCAUGCCACAGACGAACUGAUUGCAGUACUGAAUGCACACUUGGGGUGCACAAUUGCCCAGAUUAAGAUGGAAAAGGGUGGCACCAUCAAGGAAAACUGUGACAUUAUCAUCCAAGCCAUGAGUGAGAUCCAACGGGAAGUAUGGAAGAUUGACAAAGAAAUGAAGGAAAUGCUGGAGCCAAUGCUGUACCAAAAGCUUUAUGAUAUCAAAGAGCCAGAGGUGGAGAAAAUUGCAAUAGCACACAAAGUUUUUUCGAUUGUUCUAGGAGAAGCUACUUCCAUUGCUGGUAUGGUAGCUGUAAAACUAGUCGGCUCAAAUGUUAUAAUUGUUGCUGUUAACAAGUUGGUCACUCUGCUAGCCCAGAUUGGUGCUUCUGUUCUUGGAGGUAUUGGCAUUGCCAUUCUUGGGCUGGGUAUUGACGUGAUCCUCCAGGCCAUCCUGGGAGCAGUCGAGAGGGAUCAACUUCUGGCAAUUGUUAAAAGUUAUGAGGAGCAUCUGGCCGAAUUUAAGGCAGCCUCAGAAAAAUAUCAGCAUGCCAUAACUGAAGUAACUUCUAUGGUGAAAUGUAAAAUUAAAUGA
This is a messenger RNA of Malaclemys terrapin pileata, 678 nucleotides long. RefSeq names its product single-pass membrane protein with coiled-coil domains 3 (gene SMCO3). Bases 1 to 678 code for a protein of 225 amino acids. The transcript has a single exon. The record is from RefSeq and is a predicted model, not a curated record. Lineage: Eukaryota; Metazoa; Chordata; Testudines; Emydidae.